GUCAACUAUCAGACAGGGCAGCACUAAGUGGAAAGCGGCUUAUCCUUUUUUUAAAUCCACUUUCAAUUUUAGGAGGGGGAGGGACAGAAAAAGAAAAAAAUAUCCAAGUAGAUUCUGAAUAGGCGGCGCUAAUGCAUCUAACGCUGCAGCUUAAAGUUAGCGGUAGCUGUAACUACGCCUUAAACUUCAGGCCACAUGAAAAGAGUAUUAUUGCCUAACGCAGGAGAGAUAUUGUUAGCUUGCUGGCUAACGUUAGCUAUUUGUUUGGCAGCGACAUGGCCACUAGAGAACCACGAAGAAGCUACCGUCGUCCGCCACCGUGCAUUAAACAGGAGCAGGAUGACGACUCGGACGCAGAGGAGCCUCACCUGGGAUUGAGGAAAUCCGACGGGAGGGAGUCUCAGAUAAUCCACAGCGGACACUUCAUGGUAUCGUCGCCCCACAUUGAACACCCUCCGAAGAAAGGAUACGAUUUUGACACGGUCAACAAACAGACUUGCCAGACGUAUCACUUUGGGAAGACAAGCACGUCGCACCUCUCCAUAGACGCGUCGCUGACGAAGCUUUUGGAGUGUAUGACCCUCGCAUACAGUGGGAGGUUAGUGUCACCGAAAUGGAAGAACUUCAAGGGACUGAAACUGCUCUGGAGAGACAAGAUCCGUCUCAACAAUGCCAUCUGGAGAGCCUGGUAUAUACAAUAUGUAGAGAAAAGGGAGAAUCCUGUUUGUCAUUUUGUGACUCCACUUGAUGGAACAAUAGACUCGGAGGUUCAUCAUCCUGCAGAGGCCAUUACUACAGAGGGAAAAUAUUGGAAACGAAGAAUUGAAAUUGUCAUAAGAGAGUACCACAAGUGGAGGACAUACUUCAAGAAGAGGUUACAGAAGCAUAAGGAUGAUGACCUCUCAAGUUUGCUUAAGGGGCCAGAGGAGCAAUUUUCACUGUUUGGGGAAGUCUCUCCAGACAUGCUCCGUGUCACCUUUUGCCAGGAUGAAGAGGUUGCUGCACGUCGUGUCACUCGUAAGAACUAUGACUGUCCUGUUCCCAUGGAGAUGGACCCACUCUUUGACAUGGAUGUUUUGAUGUCUGAGAUUUCAGACACUUUGUUCUCUACGUUGGCCUCACACCAUCCCAUAGCCUGGCCCAACCCAAGAGAGAUCGCUCACGCGGGGAACGCAGACAUGAUCCAGCCGGGACUGAUUCCCUUACAGCCCAACCUGGACUUCAUGGAUUCAUUUGACCCACUACAAGACUUAUUUCACAGCCUCCGUCAGCCCGUCCUCCCCUCUGUUUCCCCCACCGCAUCACCUGUCACCCCUCUACCCAGCAGCAGCUGUCAGUCACAGGCUCAGUUAUUGUCCUCCUUGCAACUCUCAGCUGAUCACAUCAAUCCCCCUGGCCCCUUGUCCAUCACCUCUUCUAUGGCCAAUCAAGCCAGAGGAGCAGGUGCGGCUGAUGCUGCCUAUGUGCAAGAUUACAUGCCUCUCUUCCAUGGGCAAGUGACAUCCAGUCCUCAAGCAGGAGUCUCUUCAGUCUCUCAGCCCUUAGCCCAUGCCCAGCUGGCACACUGCCUCCCAGGUCAGGAUAUAACCACAGCAGCAGCACUGGUUCCUCCGCCACAGGACAAUGCCUCAGCACAAGAUGGGCUAGGAGCUUCAUCUGUGAUUACACACACAGCUUCCUCAACUGUCACUCUCAGUGAUGCCGUCACUACCCUCAGCCACGGCUCAGAGUACAGCUCCCUCUCUGCACAAGCUCCGCCUCUACCUCCAUCACCCCAUCUUCAGUCCCUAGCACCAUCGUCCAGUAACCCCGUCCAACAUCCUCAGGCUUUUGCCCUGCCUCGACCCAUUCAGCCCUGCAGUGCCAACAAAAACCGGCCCAUGCAAAGGAUUGCUCCUGCUAAUCCCAUUCCCUCCCCUCAUCUCAUCCUCACAGGCCCAUUCCCAGGUCAUCCCAAUGCAGUGAUUGUUACACCAACACCUCUGAAAGCAGACGUGGUCCCCAAUACAGGAGUGGUCAUUGCCCCUUCUAAUCUUGGAGGGCCCCCUGGAUUUCAUAUCAUGCCUCAGACACACAAAUCUCCCCAGCCAAUUGUUCCUAAAGAAGAGGCCUACUCUUCUCGCAAGAACCAGAAACCCUCAGCUAGCGUGGUGCGCAGUCGGCAAAGUUCAGGUCAAGGAUCACCUUGUGGGUCAGAUCAAGUGCCUAGUCCCCAGUCACCUCUCAGCAGCACAGCCCUCGCAAAGAACGAGUCUAACCAGAACCGAAGGGUGACCCACAUAUCUGCUGAGCAGAAGAGACGCUUUAAUAUCAACAUUGGCUUUAAAACGCUGUGCAGCCUGGUUCCAACCCUCAAGUCCCAGUCAAAUAUCAGUAAUGCAGCCACAUUGCAGAAGACAGUUGAGCACAUUGGGAAGCUUCAGCUGGAAAGACAGCAGAUACAAGAGGAGACCAGACGAUUACGAGAGGAGAUUGAGGAGCUCAACACCUCCAUAAACUUAUGUCAGGAACAGCUUCCAGCCACAGGAGUGCCCAUUACACGUCAUCGCUUCGACCACUUGCGAGAGAAGUUCGAUGAGUAUGUGAUGAGCCGCACUCUUCAAAAUUGGAAGUUUUGGAUUUUCAGCAUCAUUAUCAAACCUCUGUUUGAAUCAUUCAAUGGGAUUGUGUCCACAACAAGCAAAGCAGAGCUCUGUCAGACCACGUUGCAGUGGCUUGACCAUCACUGCUCGCUUCCGAUGCUCCGACCUAUGGUGCUCAGUUCCCUUCGCCAGCUAAGCACAAGCACAUCCAUUCUCACUGACCCCUCCCUGCUGCGUGAAGAAGCCAUCCAGGCCGUCACAAACUCCCACAGGCCUCUUGGAGACUCAUAGCCAUCUGUGGAAAUAAGGGUUAUCUUUAAAGCAGCUGCCUCAGGUUAAGUUGACCCUUUAAGCCACAUUGUGGGGAAACUGAGAAAUCGCUGAGAUGAUAUAUCACUAGUUUGCUAUGUGACCAUUACACAAGGUUACUCUGUAUGUCUGUCUUCCAUGCAUCCAUUGCUUCCCUCAAAACAGCAAACCAGUGACAGCUUUCAAUCAUUUUAUUCACCUCAGGAUUACAUGCACAACAGUCAUACAUUUGCUCUCACAGAUUCUUGCUCUCUGAAUGUUACACCCACAAAUAUCCUGUCAACAUUAUUUUUAUUGCGACUUUUCAGAAUCGCCUUGAAUGAGCAAUAUGUUAUAUUGACAACACCACCAUUACCUAUUGUUGUAACUACAACUGCUUUAAGUGCAUUAUUGAAGGGUGGUGCACAUGGCUUGCUUUUAGAUCAAAAUAUGUAUUUGUGAUGCAAAAAGCAGAGGCAUCAUAAUUAAAAAGGGAAAAUACCAAGUGUUUAUGUUCUCACAGAUGUACUUUUACUGUGUAAGGACACAACUUUUUAAUAAGAAAACGCAAUAAAUGAAAAACUACUUAGGGCUAGCUAGUGGGAUUGUCUCUUGCUUGGCGGGUCUCUACAAGCGCCAGCUAGCACAAAUAGAAAUGCUUUGCAUUGGAGUGAAGGAAUGGGUCUCACAGUCACCUGAAGAGUUUGAGUACAGUACGCAAUCAGUGCCAGCACAAAGCACCCUGUCUGCCUUCAGUGUACCAUGUUUGCGUACCAGUCAUUUACUCAGGUAAUUCUGUCCAUGCUGAACAUAUGUUUCUUCUUGCCUUCUUUACUCAUCUUUUUGGGGCUGAACUGUGUAAUUGUUCAAAGAAUGUCUCAUCAGUAAAUGUUACGUAGACGCUCUUUUAUAAGGAGCAUCAAACCACAUACUAAGAAAUCGCAAUAUUGAUGUAUACAUGUGUAUACGGUAUCAGAAGAGCUUAGCUGAAUGCAUAGUAGCAGUUGCCUCUUUCUGUGUCUUUCACUCAGGGCUGCGCCUGUGUGCGUAAUUAUGCUUUUCCUUUAAACUGAAUGAACAAAUGAAUGACGUCACUAUGCUUUUUACAGACGGAGACUUGUUGGCUGUAGGUUAUAUAUCUUUUGCUGUUGCAUGUUCCAGUUCUGUUCCACAUGUUCAGGCCCCUCUAAUUUGCAUAGUGUGCUGAUGAUGGGCCUUUACAAAAGCCUGAGACCUCACAUCCUCAGAGGCCGAUCGUCUGUCCGUCUGCCUCCUUGAUUUGUUCAUUUUCAGAAGUACAUUUGAAACAGUUUGAAAGCCAUAUGGAGGGGCGCAGUCACCCGCCCACUUGGUUCUUUGUUUUGUGUGUUUUUGUUAUUUACUUCUAGUAUGGUGAAGAAUUCUGUUGAAUAUUAGUCAAUAUGCCUCAGUCAUCAUACAGUCUGUCAAAUAAAACACAGUUACGACCUCUGCAGGGUGGUCGUUUCCUUUCUUUUUUUUUUUUUUUUUUUUAAGUUCCGCUUCUCGGUGACAUGUCGAGUGCUUUUGAUUCAACACUCCUCAGUCUUCACUGGAGUCGGUUGCUUGUGUGACUUUGUAUUUAUUUCUUCAGAAUUGAGUUUACCAUGAUUAGUAUUGUAGCAAAACUGUAUCAGUGAUAGUUAGGGCCUUGUGUGUUUGUGAUUAAUUUGCAGGCUUGAUGCAACCGUGUGCAUUUGGUGACAUCCAGCAUUAAGUUCAUUUGAUUACUCAAAGGAUUUUUUUUUUUGAGUAGCGACGAUGAAUGUCACCAUUUUUUUUUCAUGUUUAUUUACCAUGAUGUAAAGUGUGGUGACACUUACGUGUUAUUCUUUUAUUCUAAAUCAAACAUCCCUGCAUGUUUUAACUCUUGUAGAGACGUCCCUGGUCCAUGGACACAACUGCCUGGACUUUGUGUGGUGGGUUUUCCUCAUUUUUCCCCCAUUCAUCUGAAAACGUUUUGACUUUCUUUUGUUUUGUACAUAGUUUUCUUUUGUGUUAUGAUGUUAUGAACUAAAGUUGUUUUCCUGUGCUCUGUUGGGGUGCUUUUUGUUGUACCCUCCCCAGAGUUUGUUCAUGUUCAGCUGGCGUACAUUAAACUGAUUUGUGAAAUAAAAAGCAAUGA
Molecule: messenger RNA, 5013 nt
Organism: Lampris incognitus (smalleye Pacific opah)
Lineage: Eukaryota; Metazoa; Chordata; Actinopteri; Lampriformes; Lampridae
Gene: mlxip
Product: MLX interacting protein
Exons: 17
Coding region: 276-2873 (865 amino acids)
Biological process (GO): regulation of transcription by RNA polymerase II
Cellular component (GO): nucleus
Molecular function (GO): RNA polymerase II cis-regulatory region sequence-specific DNA binding; protein dimerization activity; DNA-binding transcription factor activity, RNA polymerase II-specific
Source: RefSeq, a predicted model, not a curated record